Messenger RNA from Nothoprocta perdicaria, 1642 nucleotides. RefSeq names its product ADAMTS like 5 (gene ADAMTSL5). NCBI's taxonomy places the organism in Eukaryota, Metazoa, Chordata, Aves, Tinamiformes, Tinamidae. The transcript is spliced from 12 exons. Gene Ontology annotation, cellular component: extracellular matrix. Gene Ontology annotation, biological process: extracellular matrix organization. Gene Ontology annotation, molecular function: metalloendopeptidase activity; protein binding. The coding region runs from base 1 to 1641 and encodes 546 amino acids. The record is from RefSeq and is a predicted model, not a curated record.
AUGCCACCCAGUCCCGCCACGCUCACGGACGAGGCAGAAGCAACGCGGGAUGAGGAGGAGGUCGGUCUCGAUCCAGACCCCCAACACGGGCCCCGACGCAGCGAAACCGCCCCCAUCUCGGGCCAUCUCGACAGGGCCGCGGGCCCCGAAGGGCGCCGGAUGCCUUGGCCAGCCCUGCUGCUUGCCUGCCUGAGCCUGGGCCGCACGCAGGAGGCAGCACUGGGAAAUGUGGAGUGGGAGCCCGAGCCCCCGGCCAGCAGCACCUGGGGGUCCUGGGGGCCCUGGAGCAUCUGCUCUAGCAGCUGCGGGGAUGGUGUCGCCCUGCGCAUGCGACGCUGCCUGCGGGUCUCCGCAGAGGAACUGUGCAGAGGGGAGCCGCGGCAGUACCGCGUGUGCCAGCUGGAGGGCUGUCCCCGUGGCGCCAUGCCCUUCCGUGCCAUGCAGUGCUCCCUGUACGACACUAAGCCCGUGCUGGGCACCCUGGCCCACUACCGCUGGGUGCCUUUCCACGGAGCACCCAAUGUCUGUGACCUGAACUGCCUGGCUGCAGGGCACAACUUCUACUAUACGUUCGGGCGGGUGCUGGAUGGCACCCGCUGCAGCCCAGACUCCCCGGACCUCUGCGUUGGCGGGCGCUGCCUGAGCGCUGGCUGUGAUGGGAUCCUGGGCUCGGGCGUGCAGCCUGACGCGUGCGGACAGUGUGGCGGUAGCCCCGGCACCUGCAUCUUCGUGCACCGGCUCUUCCAGGGUGUACCCCCCUCCUCCGGUUAUUUUGGGUACCUGAAUGUGACCAAGAUCCCGGCUGGGGCCACCAACAUCAAGGUGACAGAUAAGAGCCGCAACUACCUAGCCCUGAUGAGCAGCGACCAGCGCUAUGUGCUCAACGGGGACUGGUCCAUUGCCUGGCCCGGUGCCUACGAGGUGGCUGGCACACGGCUGCUCUACGCGCGCGCCGCUGACGGCACCGAGAGCCUGGAGGCGCCAGGACCCACGGCCGAGGAGCUGCACGUGAUGGUCCUGCUGCAGGAGCCCAACCCCAGGAUCGAGUACGAAUUCUGGGCACCCCGGCAGCACGGAGCCAGCGCCCUGCGCCAGCGCCAGCCACAGCCCCGCGGCGCCGGCAGCCCGCAGCCCAGCCCAGGCCCACCCCCGCUGUCCCCACGCUGGGGCUCCAGAACAGAGACACCACCAAGAGACCCCACUGGUCACAGCGGGACCCUCACAGGCUCCCCCCUACCUGGUGACUUUGGCACUGCAGGGCACUGCGGGAAAUGCCGCACACCCAAGGGUCACUCCCAGCGCAUCCAUCACUUCUGCCAGAGCGACUUCGUUUUCCAGGCCCGAAUCGUGGCCACGCAGUUGGUGGGGCAGGAGACGCGGCACGAGGUGCGGGUGCUGACACGGUACCGGCGCCACUUCCCGCUGCUGCCACGCGAGUACGUGUGGGUGCCGAGCACAUGUGGGUGCCCGCGGCUGCAGCGCGGCCGCCGCUAUGUGCUCAUGGCCCAGCGCCAUGUCAACCGCGAGCACACUCUUAACCGCAUCGUGCUGCGCGCUGAUGGCUACGCACGGCCCUGGUCGGUGCACGAGGAACGCCGUGUGCGGGAGGCAGCACGCCACUGUGGCCCCUCACCACCCUAAC